Thlaspi arvense is the source of this 1175-nucleotide messenger RNA. The record is from the annotation of a GenBank genome assembly. Lineage: Eukaryota; Viridiplantae; Streptophyta; Magnoliopsida; Brassicales; Brassicaceae.
CAACGAUGGAAAAGGGCAGUUACGUAAUUUAGAUGAGAAACAAAGGGUGAUUAUAAUAAGAUAAUCUCUUCUAUAAUACGAUGGGGGCUUCUUAAAAAUUCAGAGAGAAAAUAACAAGAACAACGAACAAGAGCCUCAAGAAAUCAUCAUCUCGAGAUUAUUACUAAACAAAUAAAAAGAAAGAAAGAUAUGGGUUACUGGAAAUCGAGGGUUGUUCCAACAAUGAAGAGAUUGUUCGAGAGGAGCCCAACAAAGAAGGCUCUUGGUGUUGAGGCUACCAAGACCUUUGAUGAUUCUAAGGAAACAAUCAUCAAGGAGAUUGAGGAGAAAAAGACAGAACUCCAACCAAAGGUCGUUGAAAUCUAUGAAGCCACGUCUGCUGAACUCAAGGCUUUGGUGAGGGAGCCUAAGGAGGAUGAUUUAAAGAAACACUCUGCCGAAGUGCAAAAAUUCCUCGAGGCACUUGUCGAAAUUGGAUUCCCUGGAUCAAAGGCUGCAUGUGAAAUUUUAUCUACUAGCUCUGGACCAGUAAUGUUCAUAUUUGAGAAAGUAUGUGUGUUUCUCCCGGUGGAGGAGAAGUCACGAGAGGUGGAGGUUGUGGAGGAAGUCGUGAAAACCGAAGAACCCGCCAAAGAAGGAGAAACCAAACCGGAGGAAAUUACAAGCGGUGAGAAAGAGAUUGAAAUAGUUGAAGAGAAGAAAGAAGAGGUUAAACCGGCACCGGUUUCUGUCCCGGUGGCUGCGGAGGAGAAGAAGCCAACCGUGGAAGAGGAGAAGAAGGCGGCAGUGGAGGAGAAGAAGCCAGCCGUGGAAGAGGAGAAGAAGGUGGAGGUGGAAGAGAAGAAGCCUGUGGAGGAGGUGAAAAAAGAAGUUGUUGCCGCAGCGCCGAUGGCUGAAAUUCCUUUGACCAAGGCCGCAGAAACUCCGGCCAAGGCUCCCGAAACUCCGGCGGCAGCACCACAAAAGGCUUGAAUUCUCUUCAUGGUAUAUUUUUUUAAAAUAUAUAUUGUUUGUCUUGGCGUGGAUAAUUUGUUUUGUUUGUUUAUUUUUUUAAUAUCCAUGUGAAUUUUCUAUACAUUAUUUCUUGCUUGAACUAUUUAAUUUAUAAUCCAUUUCUUACUUUUCUAAUAGUAAUUAAAGGUUCAGUAUAACUUUAAUAAAUUAAUAUUCGAUAA